AUGCAUGCGGAGAUAACCAGCUUUGGCACUCCUCCCUGCAGGUCUGUUUGUCUGUCGUUGAAGCAGGAAGGCGGAAGACAGUGCAAGGACGACGGGACAGCCACUGACGUCUUUGAAGAGCAGUCUGGAUGUUCCUUCGCUCGACAGACGCCAUGCCCGAGGAUCUGGCCUUAUCCAGAACUCACGCUCCUCUCGCGACCAGUUGCCGAUUCCCGUGAUUGGGCUAUGAGACAGUUGUGGUACCAUCUACCCAGUGACAGCAGCACCGCAUGGCAAUACUGCACUGUACACCUCCCACAGGAAAGCCCCUCUAAUGUUGCCGCCUUUUGGGGGGAUGGCUUGUGCAUUACGGGCUCUUCGAGUCGUUAG
This is a messenger RNA of Neurospora tetrasperma FGSC 2508, 369 nucleotides long. RefSeq lists its product as uncharacterized. The coding region runs from base 1 to 369 and encodes 122 amino acids. NCBI's taxonomy places the organism in Eukaryota, Fungi, Ascomycota, Sordariomycetes, Sordariales, Sordariaceae. The record is from RefSeq and is a predicted model, not a curated record. The transcript has 5 exons.